CGACUGCCUCUGAAGAGACAACACCGCUGUCUGCACUCAGCCUGACCUGCGACUGGCAAUGGACUACACGAACAACGCCUCCAACAGCUACAGCUCUGGAGACACCAUGAGCUCCUCCUUAGCCAACAUGACCAUCAACGACCAGCACCACCAGGAGAACGGGGUCCAGAUGGGACACAGAAGCCCCGGAGAUGCCAAAAUGAAAGAGAGCGAAGCGGCAGAGCUCAAUGAAAAUGGGGUGAAAUCUGUGUCUGAACUCUCUGAACCAGAGAGCAGCCACUGUGAUGACGAGGUGGAGCCCGCUGAAGUGUCUGCAGAGAAAGCUCCGUCUGAGCUCUCCGAAAUAGAGAGCGCCUCAUGUGAAGAUGAGGGCCAACUCGCAGGAGGAGCAGCUCCAACAGCUCAAGCAAAGAUGGAUAACGGAUCUGCAGAUAAGACACAAACUGCCACCAAACCAACCUCUUCCCUUAAAAGACCAACUAUAGUCACCAAGGGCACCAACAAAACACUCGCUUCCUCCCCGCGAAACGGCCACAGCUCGAUCCCCAUUAGAGCCAGCAUCACAGGGCCCAGGCCGGCCGGAAGUCUUGGUGGUGCAAAGUCUCAAACUCCAGGAGCCAAAACAUCUCCCAGAACUUCAGCUCAGCCAGAUGAAAUGAGUGGACAGAGCAGCCCUGGAACCCCCAAAUCUCCCUCUAGCCAAGCGCUUGCUGCCAAGGCAGCAGCUGAGGCCAACAAAGUGAAGAAGAUCGCUGUGGUGCGUUCCUCACCCAAGUCUCCAGGCUCCCUUAAGGGCCGCCCACCGGCUCCUCUGAGCGCUCCAGUGGCCAUGCCGGACCUGAAGAACGUCAGGUCCAAGAUCGGCUCAACAGAAAACAUGAAACACCAGCCUGGUGGUGGAAAGGUACAAAUCUUUGAUCAGAAGCUGGACUAUAGUUGUGCGCAGUCUAAGUGUGGCUCCAAAGGCAAUAUGAAACAUGUACCCGGUGGCGGCAAUGUUCAAAUCCUCGACAAGAAGCUGGACCUUACUAACGUCCAAGCUCGUUGUGGAUCAAAAGACAACUUAAAGCACACGCCUGGUGGAGGCAAGGUUCAGAUCGUGCACAAAAAGGUGGAUCUGAGCAACGUGCAAUCUAAAUGUGGUUCUAAAUCCAACAUCCAUCAUAAACCAGGUGGUGGAAAUAUUGAGAUCAAAAAUGAGAAGCUGGAAUUCAAAGUCCAAUCCAAGAUCGGCUCUCUUGACAACAUUGGCCAUGUUCCUGGAGGUGGACAGAAAAGGAGGGAGAGGGGGAAGGAAGCAGAGGGGAGCAUCUCAGGCAGCCCCUCAAUCCCCUCCCCAGGUGUCACCCCCCCUCAGUCACCUCAGACUGUCCCCUCAGCACCCAUCACACCAAUCUUGACGAACCCUCUCAUAAAGAUUGAGGACUCCUAUUGAGAGCCACAAACUGAUGUUCCGUGAGACAGCCAAGGCCCGCACUGACCACGGCGCCGAGAUCGUCUCCUUGGAAGACUCUCCUCACCAGCUCAGCACCGUGUCCUCCUCCGGCAGCCUCAACAUGGCCGAAUCUCC
Scomber japonicus (chub mackerel) is the source of this 1570-nucleotide messenger RNA. RefSeq names its product microtubule-associated protein tau a (gene mapta). Gene Ontology annotation, biological process: microtubule cytoskeleton organization; neuron projection development. The record is from RefSeq and is a predicted model, not a curated record. Gene Ontology annotation, cellular component: neuron projection. Lineage: Eukaryota; Metazoa; Chordata; Actinopteri; Scombriformes; Scombridae. Gene Ontology annotation, molecular function: microtubule binding. Bases 59 to 1435 code for a protein of 458 amino acids. The transcript is spliced from 15 exons.